Tuber aestivum (summer truffle) is the source of this 2268-nucleotide messenger RNA. Lineage: Eukaryota; Fungi; Ascomycota; Pezizomycetes; Pezizales; Tuberaceae. The record is from the annotation of a GenBank genome assembly.
CGACAUCCCAAAUCUAUACAUUUAUUUUAUCCUCCGGGUGAGAUCGCAGGGAGGCAUCUUCUAGUACCAAAUAGAGAUACCGUCCCACGAGCAAAACCAGAAAUGCAGGCACCCAUUAACAACCUAUCCAACCAUCAGAUCUAAUUGCGAACAACUCCCUAAAUCGAUCAACUCCCCUCAUGGGUAGUCCCUUCCUAUAGUCCGGACAACGAAUGCUUUCUCCAGCCGUCUGGUCUGGUUUUUGAACUCCUCUACCUCUUUAUAGCAAUCUAACGGUGUCCGGUCGCUAUCGCACUCCGUUAGCCCACCAUCCCAAUCCCUCCCUUUCCACUUCCCCAUAUCGUUCCCCCCCCCCCCCCAUCGUUUCGACGGUAAAGCUCAACUCACUUCCAUCUCAAGCACUUGACAACCUCCUCCCUCGCCCUCUCCACCUCGCCAUCAAUUUUGACCAUCCUAGGCAUAUGCUCCAACCUCUUCUUUAACGCAUCGAUCUCGGCCUGUACUUGCUCCCUACCCAGUCCCUUCGUAUCCCCAUUCUUAUCGUUCUCGGGGAGCUUACUCUCCAGGUCAACCAGAAACUGUGACUCCCGCGAUUUCAGACGUUGAAGUUCACUCUCGACGCGGGAUUGGACCUCUAUUUCUAACGACUUUUCACGGGUGCUGUUUGUCUGGUUGUUUAUGCCCGGGUAGGAAUUGCGUUAGCCCGUAGUGUUAAAUAGCCCUAUCGGGGGGCAAUGCGUGUAUAAGGUGAGGACGGGGAGGGAAAGGAAAAACCUCGCUGGAGGAUUGCAGCGCUUCGACGAGGUUGUUGGAGAAACGCACCGGAAUUUCGCUGCUGUUGGGUGACUCCGGAUUAGCAAUUCUCCCUUCUGUUUACCUACUACCAGUUUCCUUCACCGGAGAGGAUUGUAGAGGAGGAGGAGGAGAUUCUGUGCUUUUACCCAUCGAAGAUACGUUCGGCUGGCUUACUGUUGCCGGAACCCAUUGUAGUGGUAGUGGUUGAAAUGAGGUUUGACCUCGGUGGUCGCGAAAGUAAGAAAAAUAACCUUUCCUUCGGAACCUAGAAAUUCUGUGGGAUGAGAUGUUCUAUUAUAUGGGGUAAAUUCGGGUCUGAGCGUUGUUGGUGUGCACUUAAUUGCAAGUUGGUAGGGAAGGAGGCUCAAAUAAUGACAGGGUAAUGCUACCAGUAAGUUACCAUACUUGUAUCAUAAGUUACCUUUUUUUUUUAAUUCUCUCCCUGCCACUGUGGAACGCGGCUGCCCUCCAACUGACUUCUUUGUCACCCUCCCCUUCCUUCCCUCAGUCGCUCGUUACUUUGCCCCCUCCACAAAUCUACCACAAACACUUCACUUCCACCACUAAAGCAUGGAUCCCGAGAGAGAAAGCUCACGCCUCUGGCGUGCAUGGAGAACUGUUCACGAAAUGGCUAGAGAUAGGGUACACCUCCCCCUUUCUCUCCACCCACUAAAGCCGUGGCGGAGCGGACAAGUGAGCCAGGCUAACACAGCUACUAACUACCGCACCUAGGGAUAUGAAAUCUCCGAAGAAGAAAUCACAAUAACCCUCGAAGAGUUCCGCCACCAAUACUGCGAUGGCGAUGGUCGUCCAAUGUAGCCUUUUCAUCCCCUAACAAACAUACAGAACACUAACUCCCUGGCAGCCGCAAGAAUCUCACCUUCAAAGCCAACCCUAGUCCUGACAUGAUCAAGCAGCACACCCCGGCCCCCAAUCAGCCCGCCACCGUCGGCACCCUCUGGGUGGAGUUCAGUGCAGAAAGUAACAUUGGAAUCAAGCACAUGCGCGCCUUCGCGCACACCAUCAACAGCGAGAGCUUCCACACGGGCAUCUUCAUCUGCUCAAGCCACCCCACCCCCGCCGCCAUGAAGAUCGUCCCCACCGUGCUGCCGAGCGUCAUCGAAGUCUUUCUGGAGAGUGACUUGCUGGUCAACAUUACCAAGCACGAGUUGGUACCCAAACAUAUCCUCCUCAGCAGGGAGGAGAAGAAGAAGCUUCUCGAGAGGUAUAGACUCAAGGAGAGCCAGUUGCCGAGGAUCCAGGGUGCGGACCCGGUUGCUAGGUAUUAUGGGCUCAAGAGGGGGCACGUGGUUAAGAUUAUUCGGAAGAGCGAAACUAGCGGGCGCUAUGCUAGUUAUCGUCUCUGCAUGUAGCAACAUUCUGGGGGUGGGGGAAAAUGUACGAAAAGUGGGAUUGGCGUUGUCAUUUUUAAACCACGAUAAUGGGGUCCAGUUGAAUUUGCCCUUGCACACA